AUGUGUCAAGUGGGCCACCUCGAUCCCAGCAGCCACCAAAGGGUCCUCAUGAAAACGGGCGUCAUCCUCCUCAUCAUCGGGCACCUCAACUUCAUCACUGGUGCCCUCGUCCAUGGCACUGUCCUCCGCUUUGUGGUCGACCCUCGGGAUGCCAUCUCCUUGCAGUACGCCGUCGCCAACACUGCCUCCGUCAUCUCUGCACUGCUGACCAUCUCCUGCGGAAUAGCUGCCCUCAUGCUGUCCCGCUACCUCGUGCCUGCUGCCCUCAAAUGGGCAGUUUUCGCCCUGAGCGCCAGCAGCAGCCUGGGCUGCCUGUCCUGCCUGCUGGGGCUGGCUGUCUCCAUCGGGCUGACGCUGGGCAGCCAGGGCCGGGUGCUGCUGGCCCCCUGCACUUUUGCCAACAUCGCCCUCGCCCCGGUCUCCCGCCAGUGCCCCUUCGAUCCCACCCGUGUCUAUAGCUCCACGCUGUCCCUCUGGGCUAUCUCCCUCCUGCUCGGCUCGAUGGAGAUUGUCUUCAGCAUCCGCUGCCUCUUGCUCACCAUCGACCUCCUCCGCCUUGGACGCUGCUGCCGCAGGACGCACCGGAGGAAGGUCUCCUUGCAGGCAGCCCCCGCGGAGAGCCCUGACCCCGGGCAGUGUCUGGGCUUGCUGAGGCUGGACAGCGUGGAAACCGCACAGCUCUGA
This is a messenger RNA of Gavia stellata (red-throated loon), 684 nucleotides long. RefSeq names its product transmembrane protein 54 (gene TMEM54). The transcript has 6 exons. Bases 1 to 684 code for a protein of 227 amino acids. The record is from RefSeq and is a predicted model, not a curated record. NCBI's taxonomy places the organism in Eukaryota, Metazoa, Chordata, Aves, Gaviiformes, Gaviidae.